This is a messenger RNA of Linum trigynum, 3134 nucleotides long. The record is from the annotation of a GenBank genome assembly. NCBI's taxonomy places the organism in Eukaryota, Viridiplantae, Streptophyta, Magnoliopsida, Malpighiales, Linaceae.
UGAUAGGAAGAGACAUAUGUCAAGAACCAAUUGCUCCCAAUAACUCGAGUUAUUGGGACCAACUGGUUUAUUACAUGGUAUCAGAGCUAGGACUCCGAUCUCCUUAACUCCUUUCUCCUAAAAAUCCGACUCAAAUCCUCAAGAUCUUCUCCCUCUAUUUUUCGUCAAUUUCUUUUCUUCUUCCCUGUUACAGACUCAGCUGCAUCAUCCUCCUGCCCACCCAAAUCACAAUCCUCUCAUCUCUAUUCUUCUUCUUCAAACAUGUCAGGUGAAACUGUGAUCAACCUAGAUGAUACAAACACCAUCAUCACGUUAAACCCUGCUUCUCAGUUGCCCACUAAACUUACCGGUGACAAUUUCCCUACCUGGAGGGCACAGCUACUCACUCUUCUUCGUGGACUCGACCUUCUCAAAUUUUUGGAUGGCACUCAUCCUGCCCCUGCCGAUGAUGCCGCUGCAGCCGUUCGUCGUCACUGGUUCAGGCAAGAUCAAUUGCUUCUUCAUUCUAUCCUUGCUUCUAUGUCCCCGGGGGUUGCUCCCUAUGUCUCUGCCUCCACCACAUCUCGACAAGCAUGGACAAUCUUAGAACGUAUGUUCGUAAAUCAAUCGCGCCAACGCGUCAUCAAUUUAAAGGAAAAACUUGGCAAAGAAACUCAGGGCAAUCGUCCAGUAUCUGUUUAUCUUCAGGCUCAGCGCACCACAGCCGCCGAACUCGCACUCAUCAAUGCUCCUGUUUCCGAUGAAGAUCUAAUUCUUCAUAUUCUGCGUGGUCUUCGUGAGGAGUAUGGUCAUCUAUCUGCCGCCAUUAGAGCCCGGGACACGCCAAUCGCCAUUGAAGAUCUUCACGAUCGACUUGUUGACUUUGAAGCUGACUUGGCCACUGUUCGCCAACCUGUCCAGGCUCCCACCACCGCUUUCUCAUCAUUGCGUGGUCGUGGGUAUGCUCGCUCUUCUUCAGGCUCACGUCGUAGCUUCCCCAACUCCUCUUCUUAUGGUGCUGAUUAUUAUUUCCAAAGGGAGGACAAUUCUCGUCAGUCCCGCAGCCCCAAUUCCCGCAGCCCCAAUUCACCUCGUGCUCCAGCAAACUAUGGUCCUAGUUCGGCUGCUCCGUCUCUCCUUGGUAGACCUCGGCUGCAAUGUCAAUUUUGUGACAAGCCUGGCCAUUCAGCCAAAGAUUGUUAUCGCAUCAAAGGUCGUCCUCAAGCUCACUACACUGCCGCUGGCACCUCCAAUUCGUCCGGCUGGUUGGUCGACUCUGCUGCCACGAAUCACAUGACACCGGAUCUUGGUACUCUCUCUCUAUAUACUGAUUACAAUGGUCCGGAUGAGGUGCUUAUCGGCGAUGGGUCAGGUCUGGUUAUUUCUCACGUUGGCCACUCUCACAUGAGCCUGUAUAAGAUCCAGCAUAACCUUCUCCCAACAACUCGAGUUAUUGGGACCAACUGGUUCUUGACAUGUUAUCAGAGCUGGUUUGUCCUUGAGGUUACGUGUUCAAGUCCUCACGACCCCCAAUAUUAACCGUUUUCUUUCAAGCACAUGGUAUGGCGGACCUGUGCAAACUUCAAGCCUCAUGAGUCAGCUUUCGUUUGAGGGGGCGUGUAAGGAAGUGGUUAAGUACCAUACAUGAGCCUGUAUAAGAUCCAGCAUAACCUUCUCCCAACAACUCGAGUUAUUGGGACCAACUGGUUUAUGACAACAUAACACUAUUCAAGAACUACAAGGGCCGAAUUGGCAGGUUUUCAAAUGAUAAAAGGAUGUAACAAUUUGGUUAGUAAGUUACCUCAAACCUCUCUAUAAAGCUGGUCUUCAACCAAAAACACAUAAAGUUAUUGAUGCAGUAUAACCAAGGUUAUAUACUAGAGAUGAGCGGCUACAAGCAAGUGCCCACUAGCUUUUUAGUUGUGAAGAAAUUAGAAAUCUAGUGAGCACUAAAGUUCAUAGCUCCAACGAAGGCCCCGAGGUUAAAAUGCCUUAAAUAGUGAAGACAGAUGUUGCCCACGACUUGGGCCAAGGCCGUGGGCCUACUAGUGUGUGAGGUCCGUGCCCGACACUAAAAAGGACAUCGAAGUGUUGAAAAAAAUGUUGAUGAGCUGCCCACAAGUAGAGCCACGACUGUGGGGUGUCCACGGGGCGUGUCAUGAGCGUGAGUAAACACAUGAAGGCUUCUAUAGUAGCAUUCAUAAUAUAAUCAUAAGCAUCGAUCAACUAAAGCAUCGAGUAUUAUAGCAUCAAACAACUCAAGCAACAGAUGAUACAAGCAUAGAUUGACAUCAAGCAUCAAUGAUAAAAAUAAUAACCACAAAAGGUAUCUCGUGAAAUCAUAUAAAUAGUAUACAAAGCAUCAUCGAAUUACAUCCCUAAACAGAUCAAGCUAGCUAAACAAAGAAGAAUCAGAAGACAUCAUCGUAGAUGAUGAAACCAUCCUCAUCGAGUUCCUCCUCCUCUCUUAUGCUUUCUAACUCGUGCCCCUAGGGUAGAGUGGUUGUAAAGUGUGUGUAAAAGCUCUAGCCUAGCCUUUUAUUUAUACUAGUUAUAGAAGGGGAUUUUCUAGUCUUUAUCCUCCCGAAAUUUGGCAAAAAGUGUCCUUUUUCGACUAGAACUCGGAUUCUUUCGACUUGAGGACGAAGCUACUUGUUGAGGAAGUAUUCUGAAGGUCCUGGGAGGUAUGGCGGCGGUAGUACCAGACACUCUCAUUUCUUCUCCAAUUAUACAAUUUUUGGUAGGAAAAUUCAUCUUGGGUUCAUGGACCUAUUCCGAAAAUUUCAGCUCGUUUGGACAUUGUCUGGCCCUUAUGUGCUUCAAAAUACUAUAAUUUGACCCAUAAAUUGAGUUUCCAAUGUCAGGAUUCAUCUCUAUUUGGGCCCAUGAGCUUGUAUUCUCGUCCUCCUUCUGUUCAAUUGUGUCCCUUGAUGAUUCAUAUUCAUCUUGAGUGGUUUAAAACCUUGACAAGAACAAAACAACACCAUAAAUGCAUCAAAUAGUACAUAAACACAUUCAAGGUUAAUCGUAAGCUCAUUAUCAAAUAGUUAUGAAUUCCAUAUGAAAUAUCAUCAAAACUACUAACAAUGCAUUGGUAGAAGGGGAAAAUGUAUCAAAUACGAGAGUGAUAAACACUAUAAAUUAAGUGUCAUGAA